This is a messenger RNA of Rotaria sp. Silwood2, 588 nucleotides long. The record is from the annotation of a GenBank genome assembly. NCBI's taxonomy places the organism in Eukaryota, Metazoa, Rotifera, Eurotatoria, Philodinida, Philodinidae.
AUGUUUGGUAUUAUUAAAACUGUUCAAUUAUCAACAGCAACAGCUGUUCGAACAUUUCAUGCGACAAAACCCUUAUUUUUAUCUGCUAAUACUAUUAAAGAAGGAGCUACUUUACCAAAACAUACAUUGUAUGAAAAUGAACCAAAAAAUAAAGUAAACAUUACAGAUGUUUUUGCUGGAAAAAAAGGAAUUCUAUUCGGUGUACCAGGUGCAUUCACUCCUGGUUGUUCAAAGACUCAUUUACCUGGUUAUGUUAGUUCAGCCAAGGAAUUUCAACAACUUGGUUAUGAUACAAUAGUUUGUGUAACUGUUAAUGAUCCAUUUGUUUGCCAAGCUUGGGCGAAACAACAUAAUGCCGAAGGACAAGUACGAGUAUUAGCCGAUCCUGAUGCAAAAUUUACCAAGGCUCUUGGACUCGAAAAAGAUAUGACUGCUGUAUUAGGCAAUGUUCGAUCAUCUCGAUAUGCCAUGAUUAUUGAUGAUAAUAAAGUAAAGAAAUUAUUUGCUGAACCAGAUGGUACUGGUUUAACUUGUUCUGUAUCACAAAAAGUUCUUGAAGCGAUCAAGAAAGGUGAUCUCACUAAAUAA